Messenger RNA from Micromonas commoda, 1405 nucleotides. RefSeq lists its product with no specific name. The record is from RefSeq and is a predicted model, not a curated record. Bases 27 to 1337 code for a protein of 436 amino acids. Gene Ontology annotation, molecular function: G protein-coupled receptor activity. The transcript has a single exon. Gene Ontology annotation, cellular component: plasma membrane. Gene Ontology annotation, biological process: adenylate cyclase-activating G protein-coupled receptor signaling pathway. Lineage: Eukaryota; Viridiplantae; Chlorophyta; Mamiellophyceae; Mamiellales; Mamiellaceae.
CGGACGGAGUCGAAGGCGGGGAGACGAUGGGGGCGAUCGGCGAUAGCUCCGCGCUCACCACCGCGCAGCUCACGACUGUGGCGGAGAUCAUGGUCGCGGGAGCGUUCUUCUCCACCCUCGGCUCGCUCGUCAUCAUCACCGUCUUCCUCAACAGCCCCGAGCUGCGAAAAUCGUUCGCGUUCCAGCUCGUCUUCGGCCUCGCGCUCGCGGAGCUGGGCAACUCGUUCUGGCCGUACUUCUUCAUGCCGCGCGAGGGCGCCGCGUGCGAGUGCCAGGCGGUGCUGCUGCAGUUCUUCUCGUUCGCGUCCAUAGCGUGGUCCGCGGUAAUCGCCUGGACCCUCGAGAUGGCCACAAACACCGAGCGCAAGCCGGGCGGUCCGUCGCCGUCUUCCCUCGCGUCUUCCGUCUUGGGCAUCGGCGAUCCGACCCGCGUACCGGACGUUCGCAAGUUCCACGUCGCGGUGUGGUCCACCUCGUUCGUCUUGGUCCUCGUCCCCUGGGCCGCCGGCGUGUACGGACCCGCGGGUGCGUGGUGCUGGAUAGAUCCGAGGCACGGCGCCGAGGCGCACGCGCUUCGUCUGGUGUGCUUCUACCUGCCCCUGUGGUGCGUCGUGGGGUUUCAGAUCAGGACCUACCGCCGGGUGUACUUGAGGCUAAGGCGCGUGGCGUCGCUGGCGGCGGCGACGGCGGCGGUGCGGGCGGACAUGCGGCGCGAGGCGAGGGAACGCGACGCGGCGAGGAUAUCAAACGCAGACGAAAAAACGCAAACGGGGCUCGAGACGAAUGCCGAUUCGUCCGUCCCUGAUGACGCGACUACUCCCGCGACUCCCGGAGGCGAGACGGCGAAGGACGAGGACGAGAUCGACGUGGAGGCGACGCUGAGGCGGUUGCUGCGCAGACUCGGCGCGUACCCCGCGGUCCUCAUUGUCGCCUGGACGUUUCCGACGAUCAACCGACUCAACAAUUACGUCCAGGGCGCAAAGACGGGCCAGGGCGAUGACUACACGCUGUACGUGUUGAUGGCGCUCGGCAUGAGCACGCAGGGCGUGGGCAACGCGGUGGUGUACGGCAUGUCCGGCGCGGUGCGGCGCGAGGCGGCCGUCUUACUGGAGCGGUGGACCGGGGCGAGGUUCGGGGGGGGUCCGUUUGGUCGGUGGGGACGGGGGAGCGCCGCGGGCGGUCUCGCGAGGUUGGCGAGGGAGGGCGAGCGAGGGACGGAGAUGAGCGCGAGGCGGGCGGCGUCCCCCGCCGUCGCGAACGCCGAGGAGGGCGGCGAUGCAGGGCCGGGCGACGAGGGACGCGAAGUUCUGUUGGAGGUGGACGAAUCCUUGAAGUGAGUCGGUCUCUCGAGUAAGAGUUUCGUCUUGCGUAAAAUUUCGUGAAAUCACUGCUCCUAACUGGGACU